CAAAGGAGAUUUCAUAACAAACGCAGUAGAGAGAACAUACGACCAACAAAAAAAAAUCGAAACUAAUCAUAACGUUUGUCGAUUCCGUGUAGUGAAGACUGCUUUGUGGAAAAUUAAUUGUGAAAUAAUAUUUUUGUGAUUGAAAAAGUGCGAAUCAAGAAAAGAUGACAAUUUUAACGAAACCAAAUGCGGGUGCUAAAACCAAUCCAAAAACAGUCGAUGCAUCUAGCGUUGAAAAUGGGGCAAUCAAUGAACAGGAUGAAAAUGGUAACAACGAUAAAUUGUUUUUGUUGCGUGAACGUACUCGACGUUUCACUGGUUCCACAUUGUUGCUGAUUUUGGCCACAUUCUGUCUCAUGUGCAUGGGAUUUUUGAUCGGCUUGGUCGUCUAUCGGCGUGUACAACUGCAGCGAAUGCGCUUCCAUGGUAUGUGCAAUCUACCAUACGACGGCAAUUUUGAUGACAAUCGUGAUAUACUGAAUGCCAUGAAUGCUAUGAACCAAAAAUUCCACGAUCUACAAGAUUAUUCUGCAGAUAGUCUUCAGUCUGAUCUCGGACUCUUAGAUGAUCGAAAUGAUGACAUUUUCCGUGAAGAGUUCGAUUUGGGUUUGAGCGAUGAUGAUUCAUAUGCUAAAAUCAAUGUGCCCGAUUUUCGUGAUGGCCGCGUCGGUCGCUUUUUGCACGAUUUCAAGUAUAAUCAAACCGCAAUCAUCGAUGAGAGUGCAAAACGUUGCUUUGUAAUGCCACUUGAUCGUGAAACAAUUUUGCCACCAAAAUCUUUGGCCGAUUUAAUUCUCAAAAUGUACAUGGGCGAAUACGACAUCAACACCACAUCCAUUCGAAAAAAUAUGCGCGUUGUAUUACCAGCUCUUACCGAUUUGUCAACGAUUUCAUUGAAUAUUCAACUUGCAUGCGACUCCAUGGACAUUUACCUACUCGAUAAUUACGUCGGUGGAAUUGUUAAACGCAGCGCUGAAUUAGUACCGGGUGCAAAAUUCACCGAAUUUACUGGCAAUUAUAUUAAUUACAAUAUCAUGAACAUCGAAGAGUUGAAUCGCAAUUAGGCGAUUGAAGUUUUUUCUUCACAAACAAAUCUAAGUUCUUUAAACUUUUAAAUUGCCGAAUGCGCUAUGAAUAAUAUGUCGCAAAUUCAGACAUUGUAUUGAGAUAUUUUCAGCCAGAUGAAUCAGCUCAGCCAGAUAUCGUCAGGAGCUGAAAUGGAGUGAAAACCAUAAAAGUGAUUGUUAUAGUAAUUUUAGCAAUGUAAGUGUUAUUAUAACCAUCACUUCUAUUUUUUUCACUCAAUUUCAGCUCCUGACGAUAUUUGGAUGAGCUGUUUCAUCUGGCUGAAAAUAUUUCAAUACAAUGUCUGCGCAAAUUUGAUUUAUUUCUUUUUAUGAUACGACUUUAGUAAUGAAUAUCGUUUAAUUAUCUUAUUGAAUGUUCUCAAUUAAUGAAAAAAAAACCAAAGUAGAGUUAAAUGGAAUUAAAUAGCAUAUGUCCACACAAAUACACAGCAUUCUAUUAGUCAGAACUUUGGACCUGGAGUCAAUCUUUAGUUCUCCAAUAAUAAUUCAAAUAUAAUUAAGUGUUUGCUAUACGAAGAGAUAAACGCAUAAAUUUUUGUUUAAAAAAGAAGUCAUAAAAGUAGGUUCAGGGAAAUUAAGUUUUUGGAAAUUGUUUUUUUUUUUUAAUUUAAAUUCAAGCAUUUAUAGAGUACAGUUUUUCUCUUUGAUCGUUAUCGUUUUUGGUGGGAUCUAUAUAAAAUAAUGUGAUGCAAGUCUGUGUUUUCCUUUUUCUGUUUCUGUUUUUUAAGUCAAUCUCAAUUUUGAAUAAAUCUAAUAUAACAUCGAUUAUAUCGACACAGCAAUUUUACCAAAAUAAAAACGACACAAAUCAGCUACCUAUUUUGUAAAAUGAUUAAAAUACAAUAA
Messenger RNA from Contarinia nasturtii (swede midge), 1934 nucleotides. RefSeq lists its product as uncharacterized. Gene Ontology annotation, molecular function: amyloid-beta binding. The coding region runs from base 165 to 1064 and encodes 299 amino acids. The record is from RefSeq and is a predicted model, not a curated record. The transcript is spliced from 4 exons. Gene Ontology annotation, cellular component: extracellular exosome; plasma membrane; Golgi apparatus. Gene Ontology annotation, biological process: negative regulation of amyloid precursor protein biosynthetic process. Lineage: Eukaryota; Metazoa; Arthropoda; Insecta; Diptera; Cecidomyiidae.